Molecule: messenger RNA, 2451 nt
Organism: Heterobasidion irregulare TC 32-1
Lineage: Eukaryota; Fungi; Basidiomycota; Agaricomycetes; Russulales; Bondarzewiaceae
Exons: 4
Coding region: 1-2253 (750 amino acids)
Source: RefSeq, a predicted model, not a curated record
AUGGCCCGUGCAACUCGUUCUGCGAAACAGCAGGACGACAAGUCCAAGGGCAAGCCAAGCGACGUCCCAAUUCCGGCUCCCACUCGAGCCAAAGCUGUUUCAAAGAAACGCAAGCGUACCUCUAUCGCUGAAAAUGACGAGCGACCUGCCGUCAAACUGCCACGCAAUGGUGAUGCUGCGGUCAAGGAAGAGGAUCAUGACGAGGAUCAUAACGCAGAGCAGAAAUCCACCGAAACCCAAGGUGCUGGUGAUAUUCCAAUGGACUCUGUAGAUGCACAACACAUCCUCGACAUUCUCGAGAUGGUGGAUACUCAAGGUCUCCUUGAUCGAGUAUUUCCUCUACCCGCUGACCCCGCCGAUUCUACCUCCUUGAGCGGCCCACAAUCACACCAGCAACAGUCAUAUUCCUUCCGGACCCUUCUCAAAGAGUCUUCACGACAUCCUUUACGGGUUCUUCGCUCUGGCGUCCAACACUUACUUCCAGUCUUUGCACACCCCCGUUCUCGACCUUCGGCUCCCGCAGCUCAGCAGCUUAAGUUCUGCAACCUUGCGCUCUCCCUUCUUGACCAAGCAUCUUUCAACUCUUGUCCCGCAGCGCUCAACCUUGAGAGCAUCCUUCCCGACCGCCCUGAUGCUUUACACGACUCCGAUCACGAAGGAAGCAAGGGAAUUGCACCUUCUCUUUCUUCUGCCAACCUACCUCGAAAGCGUAAAUACGCGCUAAUGCAGAAAUUGCCCACGGGCAAGUGGUGGACUUCGCUGAAUUCUGAUUUUCCGUCCAAUAUGGAUGGGAAAGAACUCAAGGACCUAUCAACUGCUCAUGCGGAGCUCGUAGCCAUCCUUCCAUCUGCCUCGACCUCUGCAGUGCCGGUUUCAUUGACACCCACUCUGGGGUCGUACACUCAACAGCUUUCAAAGACAAAACAGGCAGUGCCUGGGCCACGACAGGUAAGCACUGGGGCAUUUCUAGACUAUGGACCCUACUCUAGUUUCGCCCCGGCAUUUGAUCAAGAAGGGGUGGAAGUUGGAAGAGUGGGACUUGGAGAGGUGCUUUGGUCUCGAGAGAAGGAUCGGAGAACAGAGGAGGCAUUGGCGGAACGAGCGAGACUCAAACCGACCAACGUCCCUCUUGUAAUAGCGGAUGUCGAAAUGCAGGACACUACGGACGAGGUGCAGGAUUCGACGGCAGAACGACAAGCAGAAGCCUCAGAUGAAGCCCUUCAGUCUCUGUUCACUCUCGAGCAGGUUGCUUCAAUCAAGGGAGCACUGGGAAGCUUGGAAAUGGAGGAAGCAGUUCAAGAGCUUUUGGACCGCAAUUCGCGAGCGCUACGGAGAUUGGAAGAGCUACAAUUGCGACGAUUGGGGGGUGCCGAGGAGAGCUCAAGUAGCGUCGAAGUUGGGUCAGAAGAAUGGGAUGUUGCACAAAGUAUUAUGGAUUCCUUGACAUUGAUCACAUCACUUCGCCCAUGCUCAUCAAAAGAUUCAUCUACUUUGAUACCACCCCCGUCUAUUCUUCGAAAGCUUCACCGUACCUUACCCACCAGCCCUUCAGAAGGCUGGUACGGGACCCUUCCAUCAACACAAACCACUGCCCUCCGAGACGACUCGACGCUUCUUGUGAAAUCUGGAACCUCCAUUCCUACCCCGGCGCCUGCUGUGGCAGCACCUCCAGUAGUGCCUGCUGUCCCUACACCUUACACUGCCCCUUCUACAUCCUACGCUGCCAAACCGAAUACACCUGCAACACCUUAUGGUGGAUAUAGCUACCCAACCUACGCCAACGGGCAAUAUCGCGGCGGGUACAGCUAUACUCCCGCUACCACCAACGCAUACUACCCUAAUGCGUAUGCUCAAUCCGCCACAGGGGCGACCUCGUCGCAGUACGUGAAUCCACAGUACGCUGGUGCUGGGCAAACACAGUAUCCGUACGGUUCUUGGUUCAGCUACCAACCGCCCACGCAGCAAAAACCCGGGACACCACAGCCUACAGCAGGAUUACCGACAUCAUAUGCAUCGUUCUUUAACGCCGCUCAGCCCCAGCGGGCCGUUGCAAACACAGUCGCAAAACCGCCCUAUGCUCCUGGCGCGUGGCAGAGCGCAGGCGCAAGCACAGGUGGCUAUACGCCCACAUUGCCGACCACAAUACGCACGACGCCGAAUGCUCAACCGCCUGGGACACCGACACCACCAGGUGCAGGUUAUCAGUAUUAUGGUGGAUAUCAACCACAACCAGCACAGGCAGAACAGCGGUAGCAAGUAUAACGUUCGCCCGUCCUGUCCAUGAUUUUCUCUUAGUCCAUCAAUGUCUAGUUUUUUCUUCUUUUUCUUGCCUUCGUUUUUUUUGUUCACGCAGGUCCGUUCCAUAGGCUCCUGGAUAUUAUUGAAUAUCACAGUAGCGUCUAUGUCAUGGUGUCUUCUGUAUCCGGCUCGAGAUAGAGAUUAUUGUACAUU